Molecule: messenger RNA, 2615 nt
Organism: Sesamum indicum (sesame)
Lineage: Eukaryota; Viridiplantae; Streptophyta; Magnoliopsida; Lamiales; Pedaliaceae
Product: ferric reduction oxidase 2
Cellular component (GO): plasma membrane
Molecular function (GO): ferric-chelate reductase activity
Source: RefSeq, a predicted model, not a curated record
CAAUAAGUGAAACUUGAUAAGAACUCCCAAAAACACCAGAAACAAAAGCAGUCAGCAUACCAAACUGAAGAUUUUGGCUCAUUGAAGCAGGCCUUGUUGCCACACACACACACACACCCUUGUAUUCUUCCCUUCACAAGAAAUCAUGUAAUUUCAUAAUUGGACAAUCCAACAAUAUAUAUACAACCCUUUUCCCCACUUUGAUUAAUUCACUCACACUUCCUUCCACCAAAACAGCCUUCUGCUUCCCCUCAAACUCAAACUAGCAGAAGCAGCAGAGAAAGACAUCAAGAACAUCAACGAUGGCUUCCCCUGCAAUAAUCACCGCUGUAAGAAGAGCAAUUUUGCUUCUUGCCCUGCUGGUUUUUCUUGGUAAUAUCAUGAUGUGGAUCAUGAUGCCAACUGACACAUAUUACAAUGACUGGUUGCUCCAUAUCCUGGCUCAUACAAACUCAACUUUCUUUGGUAUACAAGGUCCAAUAAUGCUGGAUUUCACAUUUCCCAUUCUGCUCAUUGCUGUUCUGGGAUGUAUAUAUCUUCAUUUGGGGAAGAGAAAAUCUAGCAUCACAGAAAGCAAAAGGGACACAAAACUGAGGUUCUUGAAACGGCCGAUGAUCGUUAGGGGGCUCGGAAUUGUUACCGUGACAGAGCUAGCACUGUUCACCAUGUUCAUUGCUCUGUGUGUUUGGUAUUCUGCAGAUUAUGUGCGGCAUUGGUUCAAGCAAGUUCCUGUGCUCUCAACCACAAGAGGUGAAAAAGAGUGGGAAAGCAAGCUGGAUAGAGUGGGUUUAGUGGCAGGGAUAGCAGGGAACUUGUGCUUAACAUUUCUCUUCUAUCCAGUGAGUAGAGGAUCAUCCAUUCUGCCUAUGUUGGGGCUAACAUCUGAGGGCAGCAUCAAGUACCACAUUUGGCUUGGAAAUAUAGCCAUGGCCCUCUUUACUGCUCAUGGCUUUCUUUACUUUGUCUAUUGGGGCUUCACUAAUAGAUUAUCAGAGAUGCUGAAAUGGGAUGAUCACUACGUAUCAAAUGUAGCUGGGGAGAUAUCUUUGGUAUGUGGAAUGGCGAUGUGGGUGACAACUUACCCUACCAUAAGAAGGAAAAUGUUUGAGCUCUUUCUCUACACUCACUACCUCUACAUUCUCUUCAUCAUUUUCUUCAUAUUGCAUACUGGCAUUGGCUUUGCCUGCAUCAUGCUCCCUGGUCUUUAUCUCUUUGUCAUCGAUCGAUACUUGAGGUUCUUACAGUCGAGACAGAAAGUCCGAUUACUUUCAGCUCGUGUCCUCCCAUGCCAGACUAUCGAGCUCAAUUUCUCCAAGAGUCGAGGUCUGAGUUACAAACCAACAAGUACCAUCUUUAUAAAUGUGCCCAGCAUUUCCAAGCUGCAGUGGCAUCCUUUCACUAUAACUUCAAACAGUAACUUAGAACCAGAGACACUUAGUGUCAUUAUCAAAUGUGAGGGCAGUUGGACUAGGAAGCUGUACGACGUGAUCUCAUCCCCAUCCCCCAUCGAUCAUCUUCAGGUAUCAGUGGAAGGACCAUAUGGACCUGCCACAACAAAUUUUCUCAGGCAUGAUAUGCUGGUGAUGAUUAGUGGUGGGAGUGGCAUCACCCCUUUCAUUUCUAUCAUAAGAGAGCUUAUCUUUAUCAGGUCAACCCUAAAAUGCAAGACUCCAAAGAUCAAACUCAUAAGUGUAUUCAAGAACUUUUCAAAUCUUUCCAUAUUAGACCUCAUCCUCCCAACUUCGAGCUAUUCCUCAAAUUCUGGCAACUUGGACUUACAAAUUGAGGCCUAUGUGACAAGAGAAAAAGGGAAUCUAAAAGGCAAGUUCGAACCCUCUCGGACCAUAUGUUUCAAGCCAAAUGCAUCUGAUGAACCUAUAUCUCCGGCAUUAGGCCCCAACAGUUGGCUCUGGCUUGGUGCAAUAAUCUCAUCAUCUUUCACCAUCUUCCUAGUUCUCUUAGGACUUUUCACUCAGUAUAUUGUUUACCCUAUCGAUCAAAACACCAAUAAGCUGUAUUCCUACACCAAGAAGGCUUCAGUAAACAUGUUGAUCAUAUGCUUCUCCAUAGUGAUAGCAGCUAGUGGCGCGUUUCUGUGGAACAAGAAGCAGAGUGCCAAAGAAGCUAAGCAACUUCAACAUGCGGAGGAAUCAACAACCAUAAAAUCAUCAGAGGAUAUAGAAUUGGAAAGCCUUCCUCUAGAAUCAGUUACUAAAUCUAUCAAUGUGCACUAUGGUCAUAGGCCAAACCUCAAAAGAAUCCUUAUGGAGAUCAAAGAAUCAAAUGUUGGAGCCCUUGUUGGCGGUCCCAAAGAGAUGAGGGAGGAUGUUGCAGCCAUAUGCUCAAGUGGGCAGGCAGAAAAUCUCCAUUUUGAAUCCAUCAGCUUCACUUGGUGAUGUGCUCUUGCGGAAAAAUGGAUAAGUGAAAAUGCAGACCAACUAGUAGCAUACUACAUGAUGCACUUGGAUGUUCUCGUGUAUCUUGCACUUGGAAGAAUGGCUAUAUAAUACUCAAGCAAUUAUUGGAUCUGAUUACCAGAGUGUUACCAUUGUGUUCGUGGUUCAUGUUUUCAAUAAAGAACUAAUACAGUAAAUACUAUGCAAUCUUUUGUUUAA